AGUCUGGACACAUCAUUCAGCACCAGUCUACUAGGAUCCAAAGCAAAGAAAAACCCAUACAAAGAAAACCACAGCCAUGGAGCGAAUUGCCAGAUCGAAGUCAGAGAAGACGCAUCUUUACAAGUUGUCCAGAAAGGAGAAUAACAUUUAUAUUUACAAUCUAAAUAUGUCUGUUAUCAAUACUGGAGUCGGUCGUAAAUGUUGCUUUGGAAGCACACCACUUUCGGGAACACACAAAACUAUAAUGCUUGUGGGACCAACAGGCUCAGGGAAAACAACACUCAUCAAUGCGAUGAUCAACUAUAUCCUGGGUGUAAAACAAAAGGAUCCAGUCAGAUUUGAACUGGUACCUAAGGAGUCUGAUCAAUCACAGGCUCACAGUCAGACCUCUGAGAUUACAGCCUAUCAGAUCAAUCACUGCAAGGAUUUUGCAAUUGACUUUUCUUUAACUAUCAUAGACACCCCUGGAUUUGGGGACACAAGAGGCAUUGCGAAGGAUAAAGAAAUUGUUGACAAGGUGAGAGAAUUCUUUUCUGCUAAAGAUGGCAUUAGUAGUAUUGAUGCAGUGGGAUUUGUGACCCAGUCCGCUUUGGUACGACUCACUCCAACUCAGAAGUACAUUUUUGAUUCGAUUCUUUCCAUUUUUGGAAAAGACAUUGAAGACAACAUUGUUCUCCUUGCUACCUUUGCUGAUGGGCAGGUUCCACAUGUGUUACAAGCUAUUCAAGAAGCAAAAAUUCCAUGUGCCCGAAACAAAAAAGGCAUUCCUAUUUGCCUCAAAUUCAACAACUCUGCCUUGUUUGCUUCUAAUGAUGAAGCAGGGACAGGUGAUAAAGCAGGGACAGAUGAUGAGGCAGGGACAGAUGACAGGGAUGAAGUGUUACGUUUCGAGGAAAUGUUUUGGAAAAUGGGCACUGUCAGCAUAAAAAACUUGUUUCAUCGGUUAAAUUGUUUGGAAGCCCAAAGUCUGCAGCUGACAAAGGAGGUAUUGUCAGAGCGCAAGAAGCUGGAAACAACUGUGGAAGGACUGCAACAUAUUAUCCAAGUGGGGCUAAUAAAUCUGGACAAGUUAAAAAAGGAACAGAAGGCAUUAGAGAACCAUAGAGAUGAUGCUGAGAAAAACAAAAACUUUGAGUUUGAGGUGGACGUCCCUAAAAUAGAAAAAGUUCCCCUUCAAACUGGAAUCCACACCACAACAUGCAGGAAUUGCAACUUCACUUGCCAUGGCAACUGUGUUUAUAGCAUUGAUAUUGACAAAAGUAAGUGCUGUGCAAUAACUAAUGGCAGUUGCACUAACUGCCCAGGAAAAUGCCAUUGGAGCCAUCAUUCCAAUUUGCCAUACAAGUUUGUCUACAGCUCAACAACAGAGACGAGAACAUAUCAACAUCUGAAGGAAAAGUAUGAAAAGGCAUUUGGUGCAAAGUUGUCAGCAGCUCAAGUUGUUCAACAACUGAAAGAAGAUUACAGACAAACACAACAAACUGUGUUUAAUGACAUCAAGAAAUUAUCAGACAUUCAGAAACGCCUUGGUGAGAUUGCCCUUCGACCAAACCCGUUGUCUGCCACUGACUACAUUGAUCUGAUUAUUGAGUCUGAGAAACAAGAACACAAGCCUGGUUUCCUGGAGCGAAUUCAGGAAUUAAACAAAUGCCGGGAAGGAGCAGACUUGAUUAAGAAGGUGUCUAAUAAUGAGAAACUCUUACCCGAUGAAAAAGAGAAAGACAAAGACGGUGGUUUCAGGACAUGGUUUGGUAAACUUUUCGGUGGUGCAGAUUAGAAGCUGUAAAAGUGAACAUCUAGAAAAGGUAUACAAAUAUUUACAGUUACCUUAAGUUUAUAUUGUUUUUCUGUUCUAUGAAUAUAUUCCUGUUUGCAAUAUCAGUAGUGUAGUGGGUCUAAUCUAUUAUAAUUGUAUUCUGGGACAUGUUCCAAACCUUUAUUUUGUGAAUUGUGAACACGUGAAUUUAUCAAGGAUUUUGUCAAAAAUGUCUAAUUUAAAGAAGUAAAUUCCAAUGAAGAAUAUAAUCUGAAAGCAUGCAUUCAUCCCAUUUACUUAUUGCAACUGUGUUAUAUAUACUUUAAACAAUGUAAUAGUAAUCUACUUUCUGUAAUUCACUUUGUUUCAACUGAAGUUUAACAUAAAUAAUAAAGAGUGAUUGAGUUGCCUUAAAUCAGUUACAUGGGACUCACACGAUGGCCUUUGAAGCAUUUGACCACUUCUCUCUUAUAGUGUCAGUAUAAUGUGAGCUGAUGCCCCUACAAGGAUGUCAUGGGAAGAAAGUCAUCGAAAACCCCUGGUUUUCUAACAUUAUUUUUUUGUCUUGUCUUUUGCUAGUAGUACAUUACUAUAUCCUGCCAAGCUCAACAGUUGGAAUAGCUCAUACAAGAAACAUGCAAGUUCUUCAGACAUUUUUAAACAUUGUUUUCUUAGCUAGACCACACAAAACAAAUAUGUCACUGACUCACGAUAGAGGAAGUGAUGUAGGCUGUAACAACAACAUCUGAACCCAAGUGGUCACCUGGGACACCUUGGAGAUGAAUGAUGUGAACGCUGGUGUCUCACCUGUCCACUUGUCCUCAGAGCACCGAAACACAUUUUAAAACAAAGUAUAAACAGUCUUAGUUCACAUGGAACACUCCUCUCUGCACUGCAUAGUUCUGAGAUCUUUUUUCGUUCCUCUUAUUAACAGCGUAAACGAAACCUUUGUAAUCAUUUUCAUUAAAACAAUGUUGUAACAUAAAAAAUAUUGUAAUUAUGUUACGUAACAAUUGAAAAACUUUUUUUUUUGUGCUUUUAUUGUAUUGUUUGGUUUUCAACCAUGUGUAAUAUGUUAGGUGUAACAUGCAUAUAUACUCACCUGAAGAAAGGUCUGCCUGCUGAAAAUGAUUAAUAAAAUAUUUUAAAUAAUCA
Osmerus eperlanus (European smelt) is the source of this 2911-nucleotide messenger RNA. RefSeq lists its product as uncharacterized. Lineage: Eukaryota; Metazoa; Chordata; Actinopteri; Osmeriformes; Osmeridae. Gene Ontology annotation, molecular function: GTP binding. The record is from RefSeq and is a predicted model, not a curated record. The coding region runs from base 77 to 1777 and encodes 566 amino acids. The transcript is spliced from 2 exons.